This is a messenger RNA of Myripristis murdjan (pinecone soldierfish), 2398 nucleotides long. RefSeq names its product UDP-N-acetylglucosamine pyrophosphorylase 1 like 1 (gene uap1l1). Lineage: Eukaryota; Metazoa; Chordata; Actinopteri; Holocentriformes; Holocentridae. The coding region runs from base 386 to 1894 and encodes 502 amino acids. The transcript has 9 exons. The record is from RefSeq and is a predicted model, not a curated record. Gene Ontology annotation, biological process: UDP-N-acetylglucosamine biosynthetic process. Gene Ontology annotation, molecular function: UDP-N-acetylglucosamine diphosphorylase activity.
UUCACUAUGGAACACCAAGUCUCGUGCAGCUGGCGAACGUAAUCCUCCAAGCGUUAAAGUUUUGCAAAUAAGUCAGACGUUUUGGACUUUUCAUCAUCAUGUAGCUCAUAUAAAAGUGUUUUCUUGUCGAGCAGCAAGGUUGCGCAACAUUUGCUUUGGCAGCGACGAGCUAUCCCUGCAUUUGUUAUUGGAGCAUUUCACCCCAGACAUCCUUGUUUGGAUCCUAUGCCUCAGUCACGAGUUGCUCAUGAAAAAGGUGUAGUCAUUUCCUUCGCUCCACCACCAGCCCCACUGCAGCCGGGAAUAAGGAAGUCGCAUAUGUGUGCAGAUUUCCAUCCUGCUCUGCGCUUUGCUCCGCGGCCUCUCAGCUGGACAGGCGCACAAAAUGCUCUCCCUGCAGGAGGUGAAGCUGUGCUUGGAGGACGCGGGACAGUCUCACGUCCUGCAGUUUUGGCCAGAGCUGUCCAAGGAGGAGCGGGCUCGGUUUCUGCUGGAGUUGUCCCAGCUGGAUCUGAAGGGAUUACAAGACCACUGUGAUGGUGCUGCAAAGGCUGCAGCCUCACCGUCAACAAAACUGGACGGAAACAUAGAGCCAGUCCUUCCGGAGUUCAUUGGCAGCACUCAGAAGAGUGACACAAACACUCUGGCCAGCUGGGAGAGUGAAGGGAUCUUGCAGAUCUCACAGAAUCGCGUUGGAGUCCUGCUGCUGGCCGGUGGUCAGGGGACCCGUCUUGGUGUGCAGUAUCCUAAAGGGAUGUAUGAUGUCGGGCUCCCGAGCGGCAAAACCUUGUAUCAGAUCCAGGCAGAGCGCAUUCACAAAAUCCAAGAGCUGGCAGACCUAAAGCAUGGCUCCAAAUGCACUGUCCCUUGGUACAUAAUGACCAGUGAGUUCACUCUGGAUCCCACUGAGAAGUUCUUCAAAGAGCAUCACUACUUUGGUCUUGAGCCAUCAAACGUCAUUAUGUUUGAGCAGCGGAUGAUCCCUGCUGUGACCUUCGAUGGAAAGGUCAUCCUGCAGAGCAAAGGGAAGAUAGCGAUGGCCCCAGAUGGAAAUGGUGGUCUGUACCGCGCUCUGGUGGACAACAAGGUGCUGGAGGACAUGGAGAGAAGGGGUGUGGAGUAUCUCCAUGUCUACUGUGUGGACAACAUCCUGGUCAAAAUGGCCGACCCAGUCUUCAUUGGAUUCUGCGUGAGCAAAGGGGCGGAUUGUGGAGCCAAGGUGGUGGAGAAAAGGCACCCCUCAGAGCCGGUGGGUGUGGUUUGCAGGGUGGGCGGGGUCCACCAGGUGGUGGAGUACAGCGAGAUCCAACCGGAGACGGCCAAACUCAGAGGACCCGGGGGAGAGCUGGUCUACAGUGCCGGAAAUAUCUGCAACCACUUCUUCACCAGGGCUUUUCUGCACGAGGUGGCACAGAAGUUUGAGGUCCAGCUGAAGCAACACGUGGCGAUCAAGAAAGUGCCCUUUGUGGACGGCUGUGGCAACCAAGUGAAACCUGACAAGCCCAAUGGCAUCAAGAUGGAGAAAUUUGUUUUUGAUGUCUUUCCAUUCUCCAGGAACUUUGUGGUGUUUGAAGUGGUGAGGGAGGACGAGUUCUCCCCCCUAAAAAAUGCGGAUGGGGCAGCCAUGGACACUCCAACGACGGCCAGAGCCUCCCUGCUGGCCCAACACAGCCGCUGGGCCCGGGCUGCUGGGGCUGCUCUGCUGGACCAGCAUGGAAACACUCUUCCUCCCACAGCCAGGGUGACAGGGGAGAGCAGUCCUUCAGCACAAUGUGAGAUUUCCCCGCUGGUCUCCUACUUUGGAGAGGGCUUGGAGCGGCUGCUGAAAGGGAAGACUUUACCGACUCCCUUCCUUCUGGAUGAGAAAAGGGUGAAGGAGCUGCAGGCCCUGUGAUAGAGCUCUGAUUAUUAAAUAAUAUCUGUGAUGGCAGUGCAUUCAGGGGGCUGGCCCAGGAUGACGGGUUCAUCCCUGGAUAGAUGUCUUUUGGUACUGUCUGCCCAAGAACGAACAAUGUAACGAAAUGUUUCCAGCUGCAUUUAAACUUGAGAUGUGAUAAUUAUGAUAAACUGCCAAUUUCGCGCACCUCAUCAAUUUUGUUGUGGCGGAGCAAUAAAUCUUGUGAUGUGAUCAGUGAGAAACAAAGCAACCAAAUCAGGGACAAGCCAGGAGUUACAGUCAACAUGUGAAUGGAAACACUUCAUAUGCAAUGUGUUGUUUUAUUUCUCAUAAAACCAACCAGGUUUCCCUUCCCUUUUUGUCAUUCACUAAUACCUGUGAUCCCUGUGAAAUCUCUUUGUAGUGGAGCCUAGAUUUUGUUCCCACCAUUUGUUUUUAAAUGUCCCAGGACAACAAUAAUCUGUUUCAUGAUAUUUUUGAAAAAAAAAAAAAAAAAAAGCC